This is a messenger RNA of Drosophila grimshawi, 3382 nucleotides long. Its product is annotated as probable ATP-dependent RNA helicase CG8611. NCBI's taxonomy places the organism in Eukaryota, Metazoa, Arthropoda, Insecta, Diptera, Drosophilidae. The transcript is spliced from 5 exons. The record is from RefSeq and is a predicted model, not a curated record. Gene Ontology annotation, biological process: ribosome biogenesis. Gene Ontology annotation, molecular function: nucleic acid binding; ATP binding. The coding region runs from base 35 to 2812 and encodes 925 amino acids. Gene Ontology annotation, cellular component: nucleus.
UUACAAAUCGUGUUGCACAAAUAAGUGCCCCAAAAUGGUUGACAACAUAACAUUAAACAUCUGUACAAAACCGUUGCCAAGAAAGGCGACGACGGCGGCUUCGACACAAAAUGUGCUGAGUAAAAAACAAAAACGUGCAGCGCCAGCCGGAUUUGAUUUUCAAUUCAAUGUGGACAAGCCCAAGAUUAAGGCACUUGUGGUGCGGCGUCGCGCUAAGACAACGACCACGACCCCGACCAUGCCAACCCGCCCACCAGCAGCGCCUGCAUCCGCCAGCGAUUUGCUGUUCAAUGCGAGCAUGCCAAAGAACACAGAGCAACAAUUAAAGAAAACAUCCAGCAAAGAGCCGCUCAGCGACUUUAUGUUCAAUGUCAGCGUGCCGCAGGAUGAAGAGCCCAUCAAGCCCAAGCCACAGUCAGCCGUGGCCACUGCCAGCGCCAACAAGACAAAGAGCGGAAGAGAAAGAGCGGGGAUUAUUAGUAAAGAGCAGUUGAAGGAUGUAAUCAAGAAGCAAGGACAAGGACAGAAUCCCAACAAGCAGCCGCGAGCCGGUGAUCUAUUCAAGGCGCAGCUGGACAAAGAGCACAGACGUAAGCGCGAGGAGACAUAUGGUGCAGCAGUAGCAGCUCCAGAAAAGGAAGCGGAGGCGGAUACGGAGCCAAAGAAAUCAGUUCAGCCAGUGAAUAAAUUUCGCAGCACAAAGAAGAUUGGCCUGUUCGAUCAGAGCGACGUGGCGGCACUGAAACAACUGGGCCAGCGUGCUGUCAAACCGGUCAAGGAGACAAUAUUCAGCGGCAGCAAGGUGGAGUCUCUGGGUCUGCAUGCACAUGCCGUCAAGAAUCUAAAGGAUCUGCUGAGCAUUAGCCAAUUGACGAGCGUGCAACAGAAGGCCAUACCACAGGUACUGGCUGGCCGGGAUGUGCUCGUUCGCUCCCAAACCGGUUCCGGCAAAACGCUGGCCUAUGCCCUGCCAAUGGUGGAACGCUUGCAGUCGCAGCUGCCGCGAAUUAAGCGCACCGAUGGCGUGCUGGCGCUCAUCAUUGUGCCGACGCGUGAGCUGGCGCUGCAGACAUACGAACUGUUCCAGAAGCUGGUCAAGCCCUACACAUGGAUUGUGCCGGGCGCCCUGCUGGGCGGCGAGAGUCGCAAGAGCGAGAAGGCACGCCUGCGCAAGGGCAUCAAUGUGCUGCUGGGUACACCUGGUCGCCUCGUCGAUCAUCUGCUGCACACGGCCAGCUUUCGGCUAUCGAAGCUGCACUUUCUCGUCCUCGACGAGGCCGAUCGUCUGCUCGAACUGGGCUACGAGCGUGAUGUCAAACAGCUGGUCGAGGCCAUUGACAAACAGCGGACCGAGGAUAUCGAACAACAAAAGAAUGAAAUCGAAGCCAAUGUACAGAUAAAUGCUCCCGUUGCCAUGCAGCGUCUGUUGCUUAGCGCCACGCUGACCGCCCAGGUGCAGCAGCUGGCCGGACUAACGCUCAAGGAUCCCAUCUACAUCGAUAAUAGUGAUGAGGCGGCGGAUGCGGCGCUCAAGGGCAACAAUGGCUAUCACAAGGACACCAUUGAGGCGCAAUCGAAUGAUGACGACGGUCUCGGCGAGUAUCUGGAGGAUGUGACCGGUGUGCUGAGCAUUCCAGAGAAUCUCCAGCUCAGCUAUGUGAUUGUGCCGCCCAAAUUGAGACUGGUCACCAUUGCGGCGCUGUUCGCCAAGGAGCUGGCCGCCAAUCCCAAGCAAUUCAAGGCCAUUGUGUUCAUGAGCACCACGGAAAUGGUCAACUUCCAUCAUGAUGUACUCAACGAGGCCCUCACACGUCGCAUUCUCGACGAGGACGAUGAGGACGACGACCAGCAACUGGAGAAGGAUCAGUCAAGAAAUGAUGAGCUUAACAAUGAAACGCCCUUGCUGCAGGGUCUCCGCUUUUUCAAAUUGAAUGGCUCCAUGACGCAAACGGAGCGACAGGCCGUAUUUCGGGGAUUCCGGGAGUGCGCCAACUGUGUCCUGCUGGCCACCGAUGUUGUCGGCCGGGGCAUCGAUGUGCCCGAUGUGAAGUUGGUGGUGCAAUAUACACCACCCCAGACAACGGCCGACUUUGUGCAUCGGGUGGGUCGAACGGCUCGAGCGGGACGCCGGGGACGCGCUGUGCUCUUCUUGGCGCCGAGCGAGGCGCAAUAUGUGCGUCAUCUGGAGAACAAGCGGAUACGCAUACAGCAGGGCGAUAUGUAUGGCUAUUUGGAGGCGCUGCUGCCGCGGGAUGCGGAGGCGCGAACCGUUCAGGAGGCGGCGUCCAAUUUACAGCACAAAUUCCAGUCGCUGCUCGAGGACGAUCGCGAACUGCACGACAAGUCCUGCAAGGCCUUUGUCUCCUGGAUGAAGUUCUAUUCGACGUUUCCCAAGGAGCUGAAGCCCAUCUUCAAUGUGCGCGCCACACACAUGGGCCACUUUGCCAAGAGCUUUGCCCUCAAGGAGGCGCCCAGUAAAUUUGCCAGCAAGUAUGCGGCACCGAAAGCAGCACCGCCCACCAAUCGUCUGACCUACACGGAGCGCGAUCCCGAGAAAGUGCAGCAGGCGAAGCGUGCCAAGCGGCGUCUCUACACAACAACGGUUAGCGGAGAUGUGCGCCAACUGCAGCAGCACCAGCAGCAGCCGGCGGGCGGUGCGGAUCGCAGAAAGAACGGACAGCACCAUCUGCCAGAGGGCGCCGGCAAGAGCAACUUUAUGAAAAGCCUGAACAAAUCAAGAGCCCUGACCAUAUCCGAGUUUGACAGCGGUCUGGAAUCCGUCGGAGCGCCCAAGCGGCGCAAACAGGCAUAGGAGCAUACGUGGGCGUUGAAGAUGAAGCUGUAGCUGUAGCCAUUUAUGCGGGCCAUUUUAGUUGGGCGCUGUUCAAGCGUUUAAUCGAAAUGAAAAUUGCUCGCCGACCACCGGAGGCCCAAAUGAAAAUGCUAAGAAGAAGCUCAACUCAUAAAAGUUUCAUUUUUCUCAACUUUUAAGCCCGGACGUCCUACGGGAAAAGUUGAGCUGCGUCCACUCACCCGCUCGCUCUCGCGUCCCGUCACGGCUGCAGCUAGCAUAUUUCAAGCUCAUCUUUACAGUUGGUUUUUUACACAUUUUUUCAUAGAUAUAGAUAUAUAUAUAUAUACUUUUUUUUUUACUUUAUGUAAAAUGUUUAAGGCAUAUAUUAGAAAUCCAUUUUCCGCUCACUGCAGAUUCAUUCAGUUUUGAAAAUGUCGAUCCCUGUGAACCGCACAGAGAGAAGAUAUGUGCGCGAGGGGGGAGGGGAGAGGGGAGGCACGUGUUGGCCGUCUUUUUGUGCAACUGAAGCGCGUAAUUUGUUGGACAAGCUAUAAAUAAAUAUGAAACAUAAGCGCAUAAAAAAUCAAA